Penicillium pulvis is the source of this 723-nucleotide messenger RNA. RefSeq names its product Frag1/DRAM/Sfk1 family protein. The record is from RefSeq and is a predicted model, not a curated record. The coding region runs from base 1 to 723 and encodes 240 amino acids. Gene Ontology annotation, cellular component: plasma membrane. The transcript has 5 exons. Lineage: Eukaryota; Fungi; Ascomycota; Eurotiomycetes; Eurotiales; Aspergillaceae.
AUGUUGAUCGAAUUCUUCUGGGUUUUUCCUGUGAUCUCUGCAUCAACAUGGCUAACUAUGCUUUCUGCGAUGUUAACACAUUGGGUGGUUAUUGGAGAGCCAAGAUUCGGCAGGAUGAAGCCCGAGCAGACUAUACCCUUCAUCUCUGACAUUGGCGCACAAGAAUUGAAGCCGUUGUUCAUGAUUGGAAGCAUCAUCACCAUGCUAUUCAUGAACAUUUCGUUCUACCAAUUCUUGCAGUAUAAAGAACAUGUCAACAAAAUUUGCAUGUACCUGUCAUUCCUUUUUGCAAUCUUUGGAAGCCUUGGAUUGGUCAUGUUGUCUGUCUUCGACAACCUUGAUCACUUAAUAUUGCACGAUAGCUUUGUCGCUGUUUUCAUGACGGGCUACUUGGUCAGUGCAGCCGUAAUAUGCGUAGACUAUUUCUAUCUGGGCAGAUCCAGUCGCGUGAACAAACGCAUGCUCAUGGCGAGUUUUGUGAUCAAGGUGUCUUUUGUCAUUGUGGAGCUGGCCUUCAUUUUGGCAUUUCGAAUUACUGCUGCACAAGGAACCAUUGAGAAGAACACAGCAGCUAUCCUUGAAUGGGUCAUUGCCUUUACAUUCACUGGUUAUAUACUUUCUUUUAUCAUCGAUUUACUACCGUCAACUCACAAAAAUUCGGUCUCGAGGCAUGAGUAUCAACAGCUGGAGAUGGAUAUGAACUCUUCGAGGCUGAUGAUCUGA